Octopus bimaculoides (California two-spot octopus) is the source of this 4362-nucleotide messenger RNA. RefSeq names its product organic cation transporter protein. Gene Ontology annotation, biological process: transmembrane transport. Gene Ontology annotation, cellular component: membrane. Gene Ontology annotation, molecular function: transmembrane transporter activity. NCBI's taxonomy places the organism in Eukaryota, Metazoa, Mollusca, Cephalopoda, Octopoda, Octopodidae. The record is from RefSeq and is a predicted model, not a curated record.
AAGCCACGAAGCCACACUGACUGCAUCAUUAUGUGAACAAACUCUUUUUUUGUAACUGAUGAGCUGAAAAAAGAGAGAAGCAGUUGACCGACGGACCUUUCACUAUAUAUAUAUGUAUAUGUAUGUGCGUGAGUGUAUACAUACAUUAACAUUUUACGUACCUAAGUCAUACGUUAUUAGAUACUGCAUGCUAUUUUCAUAGACAUUCCUCUUGGUGACGCUGUAUAGUGAGGUUACUGACAGCAAAACUACUAUCCGUAACAUGGAGAAAAAGUCAAGUAAUCAGAUAAAAGAAAACGAGCAACUUGUUGCUCAGGAACUCAAAGGUUUGUCAAUAUCUGAAAUUACCGAGGAAAUAUUAAUACAAUGCGGUGGAUAUGGUUUAUUUCAAAAGAAACUAACUUUCUUAAUUGUAAUAUUUAUAAUAUUUUAUGGUCAUUCACUUUUAACAAUGGUGUUUAUAAGAGAAAAGAUUCCUUUUGCUUGUUAUCCUUCGAAUUUCAAUGAAUCCAUGAUUCCAUCAAAUAUCACCUUGGAUGAAUUCUUAAAUAACAUAACUGUAGAAGAGGAGAAAUGCUCUGUGUAUAAACUGGUUUCUGAAGAAGGACUCUAUGUCCUACCCACAAUUAAUUCUACAAAGGAAACGUGUAAAUAUGGUCGAAAGUUCUAUACCAAGGAAAUCUCAUCUAUUGUAUCUGAGUUUGAUUUAGCUUGUGAAAGAGAAUGGAUGAAAAACACCGCCGUGUCUGUGAUGUUUGGGGGUUUCUUCCUGGGAAAUUUGGCAUUUGGUAUAUUGUCAGACAAAUUCGGUCGAUUCAAAACAUACUGUGCGGCAGAAGUACUUAUCAUAAUUUCCAGCUUUGCCAAAACACAGGCACCAAAUUAUAUUAUCUUCGUUAUUAUAUACUUCUUUGAAGGAUUUGGAUUUUCAGGCAAUUUUGUCAUUUUAUACACGAAUAUUAUAGAAUGUGUCUCUCAACAGUACAAGACACAUAUAAAUUUUAUUACGAAUGGAGCCUUCGCUGUUGGAGGAACAAUUCUAGCAGGUGUGGCGUUUCUACUUCGUAAAUGGCAGCAUCUAAUUUAUGCUGCAACUAUUCCACAUAUUCUGAUCGUCAUUGUGGCAUUCAAAUAUCUUCCCGAAUCUCCAAGAUGGAUCCUUAGUAAAGGGAGAUCUUCAGAAGCUGAAGAGUCCUUCAACAGGAUAGCAAGAACAAAUAAGAAAGAUAAUGAGGAUACUGUAAAUCGUGUUAGGAAACUUCAAAGAGAAGCAGAAAGCAAAUCAAAAUUUGAUGAAUAUCCAGGAAAGAAGAAUCGGAAAACCUAUACUCCAAUAGAUUUGCUAAAAACACGUCGAAGAGCAAAGAUUUCUUCAAACCUUUGGUUUAACUGGUUGGUCAGCAGUAUGAUUUACUUCGGAAUGACGCUAAUAUCUGUUGAUAUGUCUGGAAAUCGCUACAUGAACUUCUUGCUGAUGGCAGCCGUGGAAAUUCCAGGCAACAUUCUCGGAUAUUUUUCCUUUAAAUGGUUUGGUCAUCGUAAGCCGCUUUGCUUCUUCUUGAUAUUUGGUGGAAUUAACUGUAUUGUUUCAAACUUUGUGUCUAAAGUUAACAUUUGGUUACCUCUGAUAUUAGCUGUCCUCGGGAAGCUUGGCGGGACGGCAGCAUUUGUCGGUAUUUUUCUGACGUCAGCAGAACUUUUUCCAACAGAAGUACGAAACAUUGGAAUGGGUGUAGGUUCAUCAUGCGCUCGUGCUGGUGGUCUUAUUGCACCAAUAAUCAUUGGUCUCAAUGUAUAUGGCUCUUGGAUACCACUCAGUGUCUAUGGGUUCAUUGGAACUCUUGCUGGAUUCUUGAUCUUAUUAGUGCCUGAAACGAAGGAUUUGUAUCUGCUUCAAAAACUUGAAGAUAUGGAUAAUUUGUAGAGUUUGUUUUAAACGACUUCGCUGUGAGGAAUUACCUUGAGAAUCAUCUAUCCAUCUAUGUGUGCGAUAGAGCUUUUGAAAAUGUGGCAUUUGGUACCUCUCACUAAAACUCUAUCACACGCACACAAAUACACAAAUAUUAUCUAAGCUCUCUGCUGUCUAAGACAUCGUAUUUUUUUCAGUUUCCUGGGCCUUUUUAUUUAAAUCAAGAUCUACAGUGUCGUUAUAUGAAAAGUUUAGUGGAAAUGAUUAUAGCUAGGAGCAACUAGAAAGCCACGAGGAUAAAGCUCUCCCAAACUUAAACCACUUCAAAGGUAAACAAGCUUUGAUAACUAGCAUUUUCUUUUGGCCGAAAAAUGUUUGUCUCGGAUAACAGUUCUUAUUCCAAUCCCACUGAUGCUAAUCAGUUUUUUUUUAAGUCAUUCAAAACUAGCCAAAAUAUGUUAUAAGAAAAAAAAACAAUUGAAAUAUAAACAAACCGACGCUGCCAUCAUCACUGUUGCUGAGUUACUAUACACCUCCAUUCAAAACUGAUAGAACUGACUCGAGAAAGAUGAUUAUAGAAUAUAAGCAGAAGGAACUGUAGAUACAUGUACAGAACAACUCUUGGCAAAUAUAUUUUGGGAAUAAGAAAACGCGACGGAAAUCUCGUGGUAGCAUGGCUUGAUUAUAGAAAAGUAUACUACCCUGUUCUCCAUUCCUAGUAGCUAUAAUGUUGGAACCGAUAAAAGUAUCUGUUGUCUUAGUUGCUGCUAAUGAAAGGUUCCAAAAUACCUGACCAAUAGCAUUGACACUGCUGAAAGCUCGGCUUUCCUUUCUCGAGACAAUAACCCACAAUGCAUUUGUCAAACGUAUGAUACUUGACUGGUCUGUAGAGGAUAUUCAUUCUGAAGAUAUUAACACCUGCAAGAUUCAGACAUUGAUUACAAGUUACCACAGAAGACAGCGAUACUGAUACGCUGUUCAUCAGAAGAAAAGAGAUAGAACUUGGCUAAGAUCAGUGUAGAUAUGUUUUGAGUGUCGAAAACAUCCACUUAGUAAGAGUAACAAAAAUAAAUUACAUUAAGAACUAUCUCAAAAGGGGAGAGAAUAAUAUUCUAUUAGUCAGUAUCGUAUUUCUCAAAAACUAUUCACUUCACAGUCUGCUCGCUUGCGAUAUUAAAAGUGCUGGGCUGGCUUACUUUCCUGAAGACCUGGAAGUGAAACACUACAUACUACAAAACGUUAUGCAUCUUUUUGAAGUUUGCAUUUUCAGUAUAUUUCCAGUUAAGCUGACAGUAGGACUAAUAGUGACAGUAAUUCUAAUAGUGACAGUAAUUCUAAUAGUAACAGUAAUUCUAAUAGUGACAACUCGGAAAUAAGAAAACAGCAUAUUUUCAUGUUCGAAGAACACCUAAUACUUUAAAAUAUACUUUGCACUUUUAGUAUUUUUAAGCAUUUCUCUACCGUUUCAAUGUUUCAGCUUUUGUGUAGCGUGCAGUGCAAAGACUUCUAUAGCCUCAUGUCUUUGAAAAUACGAUCAAAGGGAUACAAAUUUAAUUUACAGAGCAGCUUGGUUUGAUUUUUGCCGUAUUUUAUCUCAGGAACGUUUCUCUGAAAAGUCAAGCAUUAAUUAGUGAGUAUAAUAAGGCCCCAGUUACCAAAAAAACACUUUUCCAACAUCGUGACAAAAAUGUUCACCGAUUUCAUCAUUUACGGCCUCAAGAUUUUCCGAGAAAUAUCCAACUCAGAUUACAAAAAAUGAACCUUUAAUGACAAUGUUCGUUGGUGCAUAAGAAAUCCAAAAAGUUCGCCUAUUUUAGAAUAGUUUUCGGUCUUAUGGUUUUCCAAACACAUUUUAAACUUUGUCGCACAGAUCUUUAGACUUCCUUUAACAUAUGACUCAAUUAAUGACAAUCAUCUGACCUGAAGGCCUGCAAAAGCAUUUCCUUCAAUCUUGCAUCAGAAAACUCAAAAUUACCCUCAGAUCUCUACUUAUAUUUCUAAAAGUUGCUUCAAAUUUUAGUAAAAGGCCAGUAUAUUUAGGGGCAGACGUAUGUCGAUUAGAUCGACCCGGUGUUCGAAUAGUAUCUUAGUUUAUCGCCCUUCAAAAGAUGGGUUUUGAACUCAGGACAUAAAGAACCAGAAGAAAUGCAGCAAAGCACAUUGUCCGGCGCUCUAAAGAUUCUGUCAGCAAGCCACUUCAUUUAUAUUUCUUAUAAUCCUUUCUACUACAGGCACAAGGCCUGGAAUUUGGGGGAGGGGGCUAGUCCAUGACAUCAACCUCCGGUACUCAACUGGUACUUAUUUCGUCGACCCUGAAAAGAUAAAAGUCGACCUCUGCAAAAUUUGAACUCAGAACGUUGAGACGGACGAAAUGCCGGUAGCAUUUCCCUGGCGUGCUAACGAUUCUACCAGCUCACCACCUUAUAUUUCUAAUAAUAAAGCUUUUCCCAGAA